Drosophila elegans is the source of this 1321-nucleotide messenger RNA. RefSeq names its product glycine-rich cell wall structural protein 1.8. The transcript is spliced from 3 exons. The coding region runs from base 1 to 1140 and encodes 379 amino acids. The record is from RefSeq and is a predicted model, not a curated record. NCBI's taxonomy places the organism in Eukaryota, Metazoa, Arthropoda, Insecta, Diptera, Drosophilidae.
AUGAAAUGGAACACAGCGCAAUCCGGCUGCUAUAAAAGCUGUGCAUCGCUUGGAGUGGAUCAUCAGUUGGCAUCCAGCUUCCUCUUCAGCUACGUGAAGUUCCCCAGUUUUCAAACCCCAAGCAAGAAACUUCCAAAAAUGAAGAUCUUUGUGUGUCUCCUGGCUGCCUUGGUUGCCACCUCAUCGGCUGGCUUCAUCGGUGGAUCCGGCGGCGGUGGUGGUGGUGGCGGUGGCUACAGCUAUGGCAUCGGAGGAGGAGGCAGCGGUGGCCACCAGGAGGUGAAGACUAUCCAGGUCAUCCACCAGGAGGGUGGCGGCUACUCUGGCGGCGGCGGUCAUGGCUAUUCUGGCGGCCAUGGAGGCUACUCUGGCGGCGGCCACCAGGAGGUGAAGGUCGUUAAGGUCAUCCAACAGGAGACUGGCGGUCAUGGUGGCUAUUCCGGCGGCCAUGGCGGUGGCUAUUCCGGCGGUCAUGGUCACCAGGAGGUGAAGGUCGUUAAGGUCAUCCACGAGGAGGCACAUGGACAUGGUCAUGCUGGCGGCGGUGGCUUCUCCGGCCAUGGACACGGACAUGGUGGCCAUCAGGAGGUGAAAUUGGUCAAGGUCAUCCACGAGGAGGGCGGCCAUGGCGGCCAUGGACAUGGCGGCUUCUCUGGCGGUCACGGAGGUCACCAGGAGGUCAAGACUGUGAAAGUGAUCCACCAGGAGGCAGGCGGUCACGGCGGAUACUCUGGCGGACAUGGCGGUUAUUCCGGCGGUCACGGUGGUCACCAGGAGGUCAAGACCGUGAAGGUCAUCCAUGAGGAGGGACACGCCCUGGGCGGCGGUGGCGGUUAUGCCGGUGGCUUCUCUGGCCAUUCGCAUGGACAUGGUGGCCACCAGGAAGUGAAGACCAUCAAGGUCAUCCACGAGGAGGGCGGUCACAGCCAUGGCGGUCACGAUCACGGUUACGCUCAUGCUCACGCUCACGAUCACGGUCACUCGCACGGUGGAUUCGAGGAGGUCAAGACCAUCCAGGUCAUUCACGAGGAGGGCGGCCACGCCCCCAGCAACGAGUACCUGCCGCCCAGCAAUGAGUACCUGCCCCCCGUAUCCGCUCCACAGCCCGGAUAUCUGCCCCCAUCCUCCAGCUGGAAGUGAAGUGGGAAAUUCAAUUCGAUUCGAUUUGAUUCGAAUUGAUUCCACUCGAUUCGAGCCAUACUGAUCCUUGAGUCUUGUUAAUUAGUUUUAGGCCUCCUUUUUUUUCCCACCCAUUUUUUUUUUAAUGUUGUACCCAUAUUACCUCACUCGUUGAACAAAUAUACCAUCUGUAAAUUAUAAA